AUGACCGGAAAAAACUUCGACAAAUGGCUGAAGGAUGCAGGAGUGCUCGACUCGAAAAACAUCACCACAACAAUGACGGGGAUUGCUUUCAGUAAAGUAGCCGGGGAGGAGGAGGUUGUCUGGAAUUAUGAGCCUGUAUGGAGUUUACUAGAUACUGAAUUUCAUGCAGAUUCUGGCCCUAAAAAGAAGACAAAUUUUGAGGAAACUAAGAAGGUUAUCAUUGGAGUCGCAGAAGAUCGCGCUCGGCAAAGCAAGAAAACUGUGCAG
This is a messenger RNA of Strongylus vulgaris, 267 nucleotides long. Lineage: Eukaryota; Metazoa; Nematoda; Chromadorea; Rhabditida; Strongylidae. The record is from the annotation of a GenBank genome assembly.